Lactuca virosa is the source of this 773-nucleotide messenger RNA. The record is from the annotation of a GenBank genome assembly. Lineage: Eukaryota; Viridiplantae; Streptophyta; Magnoliopsida; Asterales; Asteraceae.
CUUUCAUCUGCCAAGAAACAUACAAAACCUUCAAAUUUCAUACAAAACAUUCAGCUUUCUGUGUUCUUUUUCCCUCUAGAUCGAGCAUGGAAGGAGACGAACAUUCUUCACAGACACCACAACCUCCUAUGAACGACAAUAAUGUUAAUAUGAACAACAUUAAUCCAUAUCUAUUGGAUUACACCCCUUUGAUUAAUAAUCCAUUUCCGUACCCUUCGUCUUCUCCACUUUUACCCCAACCAGUACCCGUGGCUCAUAAUCUGGAUAAUAAUAUUAGCUUGGAGAGCAACAAUGUGGACUGGGUUAGCCUUCUUUCUGGUUACAUGAAUGGGGAAGGGUCGAUGGCGAGGGGUUUGUGUGAAGGAGAUGAAAACAAUGCGGGCAGGAAUAGUAAAGCCAUGAAAAGUGGUAGGGGUAAGAAGGUAACUCCAUCUAGGGUUGCAUUUCAUACAAGAAGCAGUGAGGAUAUUCUUGACGAUGGUUACAAAUGGAGAAAAUAUGGCCAAAAAUCUGUCAAAAAUAGCCACCAUCCAAGGAGUUACUAUAGGUGCACUCAUCAUACAUGCAAUGUGAAGAAACAAAUUCAAAGGCUCUCAAAAGACAACUCCAUUGUGGUUACAACUUAUGAAGGCAUUCACAACCAUCCAUGUGAGAAGCUAAUGGAGACUUUAACUCCACUUCUGAAGCAACUUCAGUUUCUCGCCCGAUUCUAGAUCAUUAAAUCCAACAACUAAUUACUUUUUAGUUAGUAAAUGCCUUCUACUACAAUUGAC